AAAUAUAUAACUCUCAACCCAAAUAAAUAUAUUUGUCUGUCACACACCUAUGGCAAAAUGUUAUCCAAAUACGACCCUUCAAUCUUCCAUUCCACCAUCUUCUUCCCAAACACACACAGAGCGUAAAUGGCUCUUGCUUACCCUAUCUGUUCUUCCCCUUCUCCCACCUUCUCUGAUUUCACAACUCACAUUUCAUCCCCUAAUUCUUUCGCCAACCCCAAAUUCCCCAACUUCAAUCACAAAUCCCGCAAAUUCAAAAUCUUUUUCUCUUUCCAACCACCCAAUUCUAUUGAAGAUGCAAAUUCUCAGUUCCUCAGUUCCGGACGAGUUUUGAGCAAAACCCAACACGCCAUCUCAUCUCUCGCCAAUUUGGACAAAUCUUUUGACCCAUCUGAUGCUAAUGGGCAGCAAGUUUCUGAAAUUCUCAAGGGUUUGGGAAACAAUGUUGCAGAACAUGAUGCAGAGUAUGUUCUCCAUAACAUACCAAACCCUGAAAUUGCGAUUCUUGCUCUUGAAUACUUCAAGAAGAAGAUUGAACCGGAGAGACAUGUUAUUCUUUAUAAUGCGUUGUUUUUGCUUUUUAGACUAAUUAAGGAUUUUGAGAAAGCAGAGAAGGUGUUUGAGGAAAUGCUCCAGAGAGGAGUCACGCCUAAUGUUGUUACGUUUUCGACUUUGAUUAUAUGUGCUUCUGUUUGUUCUUUGCCGCAUAAAUCUGUGGAGUUGUUUGAGAGGAUGCCUUCUUUCCGGUGUGAACCAGAUCACAAUGUGUCGUCGUCUAUGAUUUAUGCUUAUGCUCAUAUGGGUAAUGUUGAUAUGGCUUUGAAAUUAUAUGAUGAUGCAAAAAAUAAGAAAUGGCGUGUUAGGACAGUGGCUUUCUCUGCUUUGAUUAAGAUGCAUGGUGUGUUGGGAAACUAUGAUGAGUGUUUAAGUGUUUAUAAAGAUUUGAAGGCUCUUGGUGUUAGGCCGAACAUGAAAGUGUAUAAUGCUUUGCUGUAUGCAAUGGCGAAAGCUAAGAGGGCAAGGGAUGCUCAGGGUUUAUACGAAGAGAUGAAAAUGAAUGGAUUUUUGCCAAAUUGGGCAACCUAUUCUGCUCUCUUGGAAGCUUAUUCGAGAGGACGGUUAAGUAAAGAAACGUUGAGUAUGUAUAAGGAAAUGAAGGAAAAGGGGAUGAAAAUGAAUAAAUUUCUUUACAGCAUGCUUCUUGACAUGUGUGCUUAUGUUGGCUGUGUAGAUGAAGCUGAAGAAAUAUUUGAAGAUAUGAAGCGUUCCGAGACUUGUGAGCCAGACCUUGUUGUAUACUCAUCCUUGAUUAACAUGUAUUCACGCAUUGUCUUUUGAAUGUGA
Vicia villosa (hairy vetch) is the source of this 1344-nucleotide messenger RNA. RefSeq names its product pentatricopeptide repeat-containing protein At4g16390, chloroplastic-like. Gene Ontology annotation, molecular function: protein binding. The record is from RefSeq and is a predicted model, not a curated record. The transcript has a single exon. NCBI's taxonomy places the organism in Eukaryota, Viridiplantae, Streptophyta, Magnoliopsida, Fabales, Fabaceae. Gene Ontology annotation, cellular component: chloroplast. Bases 127 to 1338 code for a protein of 403 amino acids.